Saccostrea cuccullata (small rock oyster) is the source of this 577-nucleotide messenger RNA. RefSeq names its product cartilage intermediate layer protein 2-like. Bases 53 to 577 code for a protein of 174 amino acids. The transcript is spliced from 3 exons. The record is from RefSeq and is a predicted model, not a curated record. NCBI's taxonomy places the organism in Eukaryota, Metazoa, Mollusca, Bivalvia, Ostreida, Ostreidae.
AUGCAGCGGGGGAACACAAAGGCGCACCCGUAGCUGUACUUCUCCCCCACCUAUGUUUGGAGGGAAGUCCUGUGUAGGAAAUUCAGAAGAAAUCAGACAAUGCUCAACUUGGAAUUGUCCAGAUUGUGCCAGGACGUGUCCUAAUGGCGGAAGCCUCAGUCAUAACUGUGAAAUAUGUGAAUGCCCUUCAUCAACGAUCAUUGGCAGGGUGACGGACCGCACCAACUUUACACUUGAAGGGGUUGAAAUAUUCUUGUCCUACCGUCCAUGGAGUCCUAUUGCUACAACAAAUGUUCGUGGUGUAUACACUGUAUCAAAUAUAUGUUUCAACUCUACUUCCAUCUUUGCAAAGAAAGGUGGUUUUUCAAUAGUAUAUGUUACUCCAAGGAGACUGAAUGCGACUCACUGGGAAGCAAAUUUUGAAAUAAGAAAAUUAGAAAAACCUUGGAUUUCCCGAAAGCCUGUUCCCAAAAUCCGAUUUGUUGGACAAUCAGCCACGUUUUGCUGUCAGGCAAACGGUUUCCCCUUACCCCAAGACUUUUUAUGGUGCACUUUUUUGAUGAGAUUUUGUCUGUAA